This is a messenger RNA of Piliocolobus tephrosceles (Ugandan red Colobus), 4924 nucleotides long. It is a transcript of the gene MKRN2, whose product is annotated as makorin ring finger protein 2. The transcript is spliced from 8 exons. Gene Ontology annotation, molecular function: ubiquitin protein ligase activity; metal ion binding. Gene Ontology annotation, biological process: protein polyubiquitination. Lineage: Eukaryota; Metazoa; Chordata; Mammalia; Primates; Cercopithecidae. The coding region runs from base 128 to 1378 and encodes 416 amino acids. The record is from RefSeq and is a predicted model, not a curated record.
CACACCGGCGGGGCGGCGUGCGCCGGCGUGACGCGGCUACGUGGGAUGGGCCGGGCCAGGGCCAAGGCCGAGGCGGCAGCGGCUGCGAGAGGCGGCGGCACGACGACGGUCCUUCAGCCCCGCCACCAUGAGCACCAAGCAGGUCACUUGCAGGUAUUUUAUGCAUGGUGUGUGUCGGGAAGGAAGUCAGUGCCUGUUCUCACAUGACUUGGCAAACAGCAAGCCGUCCACCAUCUGCAAGUACUACCAGAAGGGCUACUGUGCCUAUGGAACUCGGUGCAGAUAUGACCACACGAGGCCCUCUGCUGCAGCUGGAGGUGCUGUCGGCACCAUGGCCCACAGUGUGCCCUCCCCAGCUUUCCACAAUCCUCACCCUCCUUCUGAGGUCACUGCGUCCAUUGUGAAAACUAACUCAAAUGAACCCGGGAAGCGUGAAAAGAGAACGUUGGUUCUUAGAGACCGAAAUCUCUCUGGCAUGGCUGAAGGAAAGACUCAGCCGAGCAUGGUGAGUAAUCCAGGCAGCUGCAGCGACCCCCAACCCAGCCCCGAGAUGAAGCCGCAUUCCUACCUGGAUGCCAUCAGGAGUGGCCUUGAUGACGUGGAGGCCAGCAGCUCCUACAGCAACGAGCAGCAGCUGUGCCCCUACGCAGCUGCUGGGGAGUGCCGGUUUGGGGAUGCCUGUGUCUACCUGCAUGGGGAGGUGUGUGAAAUCUGUAGGCUGCGAGUCUUGCACCCCUUCGACCCAGAGCAGAGGAAGGCUCACGAAAAGAUCUGCAUGUUGACAUUCGAACACGAGAUGGAAAAGGCCUUUGCCUUCCAGGCAAGCCAGGACAAAGUGUGUAGCAUCUGCAUGGAAGUGAUCCUGGAGAAAGCCUCUGCUUCCGAGAGGAGAUUUGGGAUUCUCUCCAACUGCAAUCACACGUACUGCUUGUCCUGCAUCCGGCAGUGGCGGUGUGCCAAACAGUUUGAAAACCCAAUCAUUAAGUCUUGUCCAGAAUGCCGUGUGAUAUCAGAGUUUGUAAUUCCAAGUGUGUAUUGGGUGGAAGAUCAGAAUAAAAAGAACGAGUUGAUUGAAGCUUUCAAACAGGGGAUGGGGAAAAAAGCCUGUAAAUACUUUGAGCAAGGCAAGGGGACCUGCCCAUUUGGAAGCAAAUGUCUUUAUCGCCAUGCUUACCCUGAUGGGCGGCUAGCAGAGCCUGAAAAACCUCGGAAGCAGCUCAGUUCUCAAGGCACUGUGAGGUUCUUUAAUUCAGUGCGGCUCUGGGAUUUCAUCGAGAACCGAGAAAGCCGGCAUGUCCCCAACAAUGAAGAUGUCGACAUGACAGAGCUCGGGGACCUCUUCAUGCACCUUUCUGGAGUGGAGUCAUCAGAACCCUAAAGAGUAGAUGGUUGCCCUGCAUCUUGGGCUCCAUCGGCCAAAAUUUUCCCAAGCCAGGGUGUGCAGAGCUUCCCUGUACUGCAGCCAAGGUGGUGUGUGGCUUGGAUUUCAGUGGAGUUGGGCUUAGCCUUAGUCUCAUUCACUCUCCAUUAUUACAGCCAUGGGGAAGAGUGAAGGAUAUAAAGUAACCUAGUAAGUGUAUGGAAUUGCUGUUUUUAUAGCUGAUAUAGUUACACCUCAGGCCCCUCAGAGGUAACAACCACCCAGACUGUUUGGAUUGACUGCUUUAAAACACAAACUUGGCUCUUAUCUUUGAUCUUUUCUUCCCCAGAAAUAGUAAAAUUGCAGCUGCCCCUAAUGCAGCAUAUUUUUCUUACCAAAGGAUUCUUCAACCCUAUAAAAGGAUUCCUCUAUAGUGUAUUUCUCUAGUGUAUUUAGUAUGUGGUCAAAAUUUUGAUUUAUACAGAGCUUUCAAGAAUACACAAUGCAAAGUGAGUGCAGCAUAGCUGUUAACAUACAACUUUUUUCUAGGGCUUUAAGGGUGGUCAUUUUUUUCGAGUUCUCGCAAGUGUCCCAAAUCAGGGUAGCAAUCUUGUUGCCACAUGUGCAGCAAACAAAGUGGAAGUACACAUCAUCUUUUUCUCCCUUAGGGAGGCUCCUGAAGGAACAGGAGGUACAGUACUGGGUAGCAGUCCGGCCCUCCUGUCUGGUUGGUGCUGGGGCCUCCAGUCAGGGCCCUCCAGAGGAACCAAAGCUCUGCUCUCACCUGUGGGUUCAUGCCCAUCAGGGUAAUUGUAUUGAGAACUCAAAAUAUAGGUGCACUUACAUAAUGUGUGGUUCGUACUCAAGCGAUCUAUUAUCUGCAAAGCCUGGCUUUGAUUUGAAAUUUUGUAAAAAUGUCAUGGCACCCAAGGUUUCUGAUUCUGACCCAGCAGUGGUCCUGAAGAGAGCUGAUGGCAAGUCUUGUAGUCAUUUUGAUUUUAAUUGAAGGGUGAGCACAACCUUGUGAACUAGCACUGGCUUGUUCCAAGCUGGAAUUUAUCAUCUAUUUUUGUUUUUGUUUUUUAAAAGCUGUAGCUACCAAAUAUUUUAUAGAAUGCAUUACUUAACCUAUUAGCUGAGUUUAGAAUACUUUCUACUUAAUUUUUAUACUUAACUCUUCAGUAGAGGGUUACAAAGAAUACAAAGGUUAAAUUACAAAUUCAUUCCCAGCCUAGGCUCUGGGCACAUUUCCUGUUCUUGAAUUCUGCUCCUGAAGACGGUGAACAAAUGGGACAUUCAGAUUGUGAGCUCAGAAUUACUUUAAAAGGAGGUAACAGCCAUUACACCUAAAUUUAAUUUAUUUUAUUAAAAUAACAUAAAAUUGAGGGACCAUCAGAUAACUGUAUUUUGUCAGGUGCAAUAAAAACAAAAUUAAAACCCAAAUCAUCAAGAAAACCUGUAUUCCUGGCUUCCUUGUAUACACAUGAUGUGACUAGAGAAACAAGGCUGUUAGAGAAACAAGGCUGGCCCUGCAGCCCCGCCCCAUAGGGGCAGCUCCUGGAAGACAAAAUUCAGCAUGAUGGAAGACUGCUCCCUGAGAGGGCCGAGAUGGAGACUGGCUGAGUGCCUUGCCUGGAAGACCAUCCCAAUGCACUGGACACCUUAGAAGCUGUGAAAGGAGGAUGUGUCCCCUAAGAAAAGUUCCAUAGUACCAAAGCAGGCUCCUUCGGGCGGCCGGUCUCGGCAGUCCUGGGCUGUUUUGGUGCCUUAUGUGCAAAACGUCUGGCGCUGCACCACUCUCUGAAGAAAGUCUCGCCUGUGACAUGCAUUCCUCCAGAAGCCGAUUUCCAAAAUCCCAUGUGUCUCCACAUCAGGGCUGGACUGCCUGCUACCUUACUUCCUCAAAAUACUCAUGGAGCCAACAGCUGGGCUGGGCCCCUGCUUUUUGUACUACCAUCAACAUCCACUUGCGCAUCUAGAGAAGGCUGGGCCUUGAGCAUGGGGGAUGUGGGGAGGGAGCAGGACGCACCAGCACUGCAAAUGGCUUCCUUCUCCCAGGGCCCACAGGAAUAGAAAAGAAGGCAACAUGAAGUUAAGGCCCUGUGAGCAGUCUAGAAGGUCCUUAGCAGCAGCUUCUCUGAAAAUAUGUGUUCUGCCUCUGGAGAAAGGGAGCAGAAAAGUGGUGCCUGCUGGCUUCUCUUCCUCCCCUGGCAGCCUGAGGGCGGGUGCAAAGUCAACUAGAAGACAGGCAGCCUAGGGGACGUGGUCAGCGUGCAAGCAUUGAUAUCCUCAGUGUGGGCUGCCCGAUGCAAGGAUGGCUCGGAAGCGCUCCGGUUGAUCUUCGGUAGAGAGUGUUGGAGCAGCUCAAUGGAAGACAGGAUCUGAAACAAAGCCCCAGAAUGCUCUCAUUAGCUGUGUCUCAAAGACACAGGCUGUACCCUGCCCCCAACCAUCCUGUAGAGGACCUGGGUCCCCUCCCUAUAAAACAAAACAAAAUACUCCCACCUUACACUGCCAUCUUUACGAACCAAUCCAUGCUUUAAUCACCAUUCUAGCAGCCCUGAGCCUUACCUGGGGAAAAAGAGGCCUCUCUUCCUUUACUUUCUUCACACAGUCAGCUACCAGCCUCUUCAUUGCUUUGGGGCAGUUCUUAUAUAGCUUACUAAGAUCUGGGGAGGCAUACCCUCGGCCCACCAUGAAGAUGAUCUAAGGGAAAGAAAACAGCUGAGCGAAUGGGGGGUAAAUGAACUACAGAAAAUAUCAAGUCCUAACCCUCUAGCUGCCCAGGCUGGGAGAGGCCCAAGGGCUCCCACACGUUAGGACCUUUAGCACCAGCACAGACUCACCUGAUCUCGGUUGUUGAUGUGAGAGUAAGGAAGUUCCCCCGUCAUCAGCUCAUAUAAUACGAUGCCAUAGGAGUAGACAUCCGACUGGAAACUGAAUGGGUUGUUAUCCUGCAUUCGGAUCACCUCUGGGGCCUACAUGUAUCACCAUAUGACAAAAGUGCAUUUAUGACCAUAUGACAGACCUCACAGACAUCUAGGGCCCAGGCUGUCCCUUUCAUUAGUUAUGAAUGAGUCCAUUCUUCAGUCCCCACAUAGUUUUCCCCCCAAAGGACUCCAACUCAGGCACUGGGUAAAACAGCUCAGGAAUCCUUGUCUUUAAAGGACCAAGACCCAGCACUUCUAUCACCCAGCUUAUUAACUCCUCUCCACACUAAGCUUCACAGUGGUUCUGAUCAACAGCUUCCUCAAGAAAAUCUACAAUUGCCCUGAGGCUGAGGCUGGCUGUCACUAGGGGUCAUGUGGAUUUCGGGGAAAUGUACAGAAACAUUUUAAAAGUUUGCACAUAAAUCCCCAGGGCAUUCCCUUUGCCCUGUACCAGAGACUGCUGGUGGGAGCCCAGAUUCUCACCAUCCACAGGACAGAGCCAGUAGGUUGUUCAACCUGCUGAGAACCACUCCAGCGUGACUUUACUGUUGCCAAACCAAAAUCUCCAAUUUUCACUGUUAGGCCUUCAUGGAGAAAUAUAUCUCAAUGCUUGUUAAGGACUCUGGUUUCAAAA